CUUCGAUCAUUCGUAUUUGGUUUCACCCAUCACAAGGAUAUAAUUUGGACUCUUACGGCGAAAAGAAUUUUGAAAUGGCAGAAAUUAAGCCUGAUGUUUCUGAAGUUAGCAAGUUCGAUGCAGGAAAGCUGAAGCAUGUAGUAACGAAUGAAAAAAAUACUUUGCCAUCUGAUGAAACGAUCAAGCAAGAGCUUCAACCUGAUGAGUUUCCUGACCGAUCAGAGGUGAAAAAUUUUGACGCUUCUAAGUUGAAGCAUGUCGAUCUACAGGAAAAGAAUCCCCUUCCUACCUCUGACACCAUCAAGGAUGAAAAACGUACUGCACCUUUCUCAGAAGUCGAGGUUUUCCAGAAAGGCAAACUUAAGCAUGUCGAAACAGAAGUGAAAAACCCGCUGCCCGAUGUUCAAAAUAUCCGUGCAGAAAUGAUGCCUGAUGUUAAGCCUGACAUGUCUGGAGUUACCCAGUUUGAUUCCACCAAACUGAAGCAUGUCGAAACACAAGAGAAAGUUGUUAUGCCAUCAAAAGAAGUAAUCAAGGAGGAAGCCGUGGAUUCAAGAGCUGAAGUAAAGUCUUUUGACCAUUCCMAGCUCAAACAUGUUGAGACCGAAGAGAAAAAUCCUCUUCCUACUCCACAAAUGCUAAGAGCAGAAAUGAUGCCUGCAAAGAAACCAGAUCGUUCAGAGGUUGCAGGAUUUGACCAAUCAAAACUAAAGCAUGUUACUACACAAGAAAAAGUUGUUCUUCCUUCUAAGAAUGAUAUCAAUGAGGAAGCUAUCGAUUCAAGGGCUGAAGUCAAAAGCUUUGAUCAUUCAAAACUGAAGCAUGUGGAAACUUUGGAGAAAAACCCUUUACCCUCAGCAGGAACUCUUCGCCAAGAAAUGAUGCCAGAAACUCUUCCUGACAGAUCUGAGGUGGCAUCAUUUGACCAAAGUAAACUAAAACAUGUUCAAACUACUGAGAAAAACGUUAUUCCCUCUAAGGAUGACAUUAAGACUGAGGCAGUUGAGACACGUGCUGAAGUUAAGACUUUUGACCAAUCAAAACUCAAACAUGUUGAAACAGAGGAAAAGAACCCUCUUCCUGAUGCUAAAACAAUAGCUGCGGAAAAGGCAUCAUCCUGAAAAUCUCUGCUUCGGAUUGAUGCCAUCAACAAGAUUACGAAAGGAUGUAUUCACUUCUAUGGAUAUAAACCAUUGAUUUAGAUAA
This is a messenger RNA of Actinia tenebrosa (Australian red waratah sea anemone), 1206 nucleotides long. RefSeq lists its product as uncharacterized. The record is from RefSeq and is a predicted model, not a curated record. NCBI's taxonomy places the organism in Eukaryota, Metazoa, Cnidaria, Anthozoa, Actiniaria, Actiniidae. Gene Ontology annotation, biological process: actin filament organization. Gene Ontology annotation, molecular function: actin monomer binding. Gene Ontology annotation, cellular component: cytosol.